Leptosia nina is the source of this 1452-nucleotide messenger RNA. Lineage: Eukaryota; Metazoa; Arthropoda; Insecta; Lepidoptera; Pieridae. The record is from the annotation of a GenBank genome assembly.
AUGUGGUUAAUAAGCCAGCCUAAUUCUGUGAUUUUGGAAGUUAAGGUGGACAACAACGCUAUUGGGCAACAAUUAUUGGAAAGGGUAUGCGAGAAGCUAGAAAUCGGCGCAGAAGCCGAUUACUUCGGACUUCACGUCAGCUCAGGAUCAGGACCCGGGAGAUGGCUCAAUCUCCGGAACCCCCUUGAUCCACACCGCAUCCCUGGCGGACGACUCGACUUGCGAGUCAAGUUCUGGGUCCCACCUCAUCUCUUGAUCAAUGAACAGACCCGCCACAUCUUCUACCUCCACGCUAAAUUGGAUCUCAUCGAAGGCAGACUAGUCGUAGCCGACCAAGAAGUGGCGAGGCGCCUCAUAGCCUACAUAGCUCAAGCCGAGACCGGGGAUUGCGACCCUGACGUGCCCACCCACGUCUACGAGGAAUGUAACAAGAUCGGACCUCAGGGUGAAAAGUCAGAGGAUCAUGUCGACAAAAUCAUUGAAUAUCACUGUGAAAUAGCUGGCAUGAGAGCGUCUCAGGCGGAAUAUCGGCUAUUGAAAGAGAUAUCUAAACUGGAAUCGUUCGGCGAAGAGUUAUUCUUCUGCAAACCGGUGACACAAAGCAAUAAUGCGCAUAACCUGUACUGCCACCUAUUGUAUCACAAACAGCAAGCGGAGGAGCCGAGAGCGAGGGAUGAUCAAGAGAUUGAUGGAGGCGCUACUGUGGGAUGCCUCACGUCCGGGCAGAGUGCUGGGGGCUGUGGAUGCCGGCUGAGUACGUGUGUGGGCGUCGGACCACAUGGCAUAGUUGUGUACAGACCGGCAUGCAACGGAGAGCAUGAUAUUGGAGUUGAAAAACAGAGUAUACCAUACACGGCGAUCCACCGAGCCCAGCCACUGCGCAGGAUAUUCCAACUUUCAUACGUCACGGAGGAAGGCAACGAAGCAACAUUUCAUGUCAAGAUGGCCACGUCCGGCCAAGCGGCGGCUUUGUACAGAGCCGUCACUGAGAAACAUGCGUUUUACUGCUGCGAAACAGUGAGGAGCGAUGUCACUGAACAGUUCAUUAGAGAUCUGAAGGGUACGAUUGCGUCCAUAUUUAACGACUCGACGACUUUAGGUAGACGCUACGUUUUCGACAUACGUAGGACUUGUCGAGAGGUCCACGACCGUGCUCGUCGUGAGGCGCAUGCGCGUAGCGAACACGAGCCCAGGAGCCGACGCCGAUCAGCUUCCGGGACUGGAGAUCAGGAGUCCCGGUCGCGAUCACGCAGUGGUUCUGGCCUAGCAUGUCGCGUCUGUAUGGAUGCUGCUAUGGACACACUAUUUCUUCCUUGCCGACAUGUCGUUUGCUGCGAGAACUGUGCUCCAAGAUGCAACCGGUGUCCGCUAUGUCGCUGUGAAAUAGAGAAGCUGAUGCAUAUUUUUCUACCAGUAGAAUACCAGAAGAGUACGGGCGUUAUAAUUAAAUGA